AUGCCCAAGAAACUCAAGCUCGCCGUCUCGCAAUCCAGAACCCUCGACACCUUACAACAAACCCUCGACGCCCUAGCCGCCAUCACCCGCAAAGCAGCCUCCCAAUCCAUCGACCUCAUCCUCUUCCCCGAAGCCUAUCUCGGCGGCUACCCACGCACCUGCGACUUUGGCGCUUCGGUCGGUGCCCGCGCCCCUCACGGCCGCGACCAAUUCCUCGAGUACUUCCACGCUGCCGUCGAUCUCGGCGAUACACCAUUGGGCGCUGGAGAUGACUGGGUGACUCGCCGCUUGCCCACUGCAAAAGGAAGAGAGAUCCGUGGAGAUGGCACGAGAGAAUACUUGGAAAAAGUCGCUAGGGAGACUGGCGUCUUUAUCGUGACUGGCCUUGUCGAACGCAGUGGUGGCUCCCUCUACUGCAGUUGCAUCUACAUCUGUCCCUCGCAAGGCUGCAUAGGCAAGCGAAGAAAAGUCAUGCCCACCGGCUCGGAACGACUAGUCUGGGCACAAGGCCAGCCCUCUUCCCUCCGCGCCGUCACCACAACCAUCAAAGGAGUGAAGCUGUGUCUCGCAGCAGCCAUCUGCUGGGAGAACUACAUGCCCUUGCUCCGCUACUCAUUGUACUCUCAAAACGUAAAUCUAUAUCUUGCACCCACCGCCGACGCAAGAGAUACCUGGGAGCCACUUAUGCGCACCGUAGCAGCGGAAAGCAGAGCGUUUGUGUUGAGCGCCAAUCAAUGCGUGCGCAAAAGCCAUCUACCUGCUUGGAUCUCUGCUGGCAAAAAAGCAGAGGAAAAGGAACCGAGGGCUUUGACUCACCACUCUGGCGGCAUCUCUUCCACCUCGCCUUCCCGCAGGAGAAAAUCAGUGGUCAUGGAGGAAGGCAAUGAACUCGUUCUUCCUGAUCCUUCUGAUCCUUCUGGCUCUGCUUCUACCUCUGGCCGACCCUCCACCUCGGCAGCAGAUGACGACUUUGUCUGCAGAGGAGGUUCCUGCAUCAUUGGUCCACUGGGAGAAGUCCUGGCCCCUUCGCUCUGGGAAGUCGAAGAUGGGUUCCUCAGCGUAGAAGCAGAUUUUGAGGAUUGUGAGAGAGGGAGAUUGGAUAUGGAUGUUGCGGGCAGUUAUUCCAGAAACGAUGCGUUUAGUUUGAGGGUUGAGGGUUUGGAUAUCAGUCCGCCGCCCUUUUGA
Molecule: messenger RNA, 1185 nt
Organism: Aureobasidium namibiae CBS 147.97
Lineage: Eukaryota; Fungi; Ascomycota; Dothideomycetes; Dothideales; Saccotheciaceae
Product: hydrolase
Exons: 1
Coding region: 1-1185 (394 amino acids)
Molecular function (GO): catalytic activity
Source: RefSeq, a predicted model, not a curated record